UUGCGUCUUCCAAUUUCAAGGUUCUGGGUUGGAGAAAAUAUAUAAAGUCACAGCAGGGACGACAUGGUCUAACACGUAAAACGACACAUUUCAGGAAUAAAUUUCAAAUCUUUCUCCCUCUUCUCAUCUAUCUCACGUAAAACGACACAUUUCAGCAAUCGAUUUUCACCAUUAUUCCACCAGUUCUGCAUUCUUUCUCUUUUAGAAAUCUCAAUUUGUAUCUUCGACAUUUCAACAGAUCAACGCAUUCUGAUUUUUGGAAACAUGGAAAGUGAAGAUUUCUCGUCAUUACAACAGGGUAAAAACACAGUUGUCCAAUUUUCUGCUCCUGCUAUUGGCAUUGGUGGACAAGGUGAUUCUGCAAAUCCCUCACCAGCAACAUCAUCUGCCUCUGGUAUUUUCUCUUGGAAAAAAAGCCUAAGAAUUCCACAGGCUUCAGGGGAAGUUGGGGGACAGUCUCAAACUGGAAGUGGUGUGACAUCUAGCUUUGCACGUUUGACGAGUGGGCUUGGUUUGAGUUUAUCAGCAUCAACUUCUAUGGCUGAUGGAAACACUUCAGCAGAUACAGCAACAGGUCAAGCUGGAGUUUUUAAUUCACUAACAAAAGGGUUAGUGGGCUCAUCUCGCAAUGCAGUAAAGGCUAUGCAGGUUAAAGCACGUCAUUUGGUCUCACAAAAUAAGCGAAGGUACCAGGAAGGAGGAUUUGAUUUGGAUUUGUCGUACAUCACGGAUAAUGUUAUUGCUAUGGGAUUCCCGGCUGGUGACAUGAGUUCCGGAAUUUUCGGAUAUGUUGAGGGCUUUUACAGAAAUCAUAUGGAAGAGGUGAUUAGGUUUUUCGAGACUCGCCACCAGGGAAAAUACAAAGUAUAUAAUCUUUGUUCAGAGAGGUUGUAUGAUGCAUCACUCUUCCAGGGAAAGGCUGCAUCGUUCCCCUUCGACGAUCAUAAUUGUCCGCCUAUUCACCUUAUCUCAUCAUUUUGUGAAAGUGCCUGCACAUGGUUGAAGGCAGAUGUUGAAAAUGUUGUUGUAGUUCACUGUAAAGCUGGAUUAGGGAGAACAGGGCUUAUGAUAUCCAGUCUUCUUUUGUACAUGAAGUUUUGCCAUACAGCUGAAGAAUCCAUUGACUUGUUCAAUCAGAGAAGAUGUGUGGAUGGAAAGGGACUUGUUCUUCCAAGUCAGAUUAGAUAUGUUAAAUAUUUUGAGCAAAUUUUGAAAGAUUACAAUGGUGAUAUCCCUCCUGGACGCAGGUGUAUGCUUAGGGGAUUUCGACUUCACAAGUGCCCUUAUUGGAUUAGGCCCUCGAUUACAAUUUCUGAUCACAAUGGGAUUAUCUUCACCACAAAAAAGCAUCCAAAGACCAAAGAUCUGCUGCCAGAAGAUUUUUGGUUGAACUCUACAAGGAAGGGGAUAGUGGUGUUUGCUUUACCACGAGAGCCCGGUCUGACAGAGUUGGUAGGUGACUAUAGAAUUCACUUUCAAGAUCGGAAUGGAGAUUUCUACUGUUGGUUUAACACAACAUUGACGGAAAACAAGAUAAUCAUAAAUAGUGAUGAUCUUGAUGGGUUUGACAAGAGAAAGCUUCCUUCACCUACAUUCCAGGUAGAGAUAGUGAUGGUAGACUAUGAUGGUACUCUUCCAAAAACACCGAACCCUGAGCAGGUGAAGCCUAAGCCUGAUUCGAGCUCAGAAUACACAACAUCCGGCAAUGGCAUUGGCAUUACCAUAAAUCCUAAAGAAUCAUCUGAAAAGGAAGAAAACGACGAUGUGUUUUCUGACAGUGAUGGGGAAGAUGGAUCAUCUAGAAGUAAACAUUCCCAAGCAUCUGUAGCUGGAUCUGCAAGCAAUAAUCAAGUUUCGAGUAUGACUCAAAGGACUCAGCAGACGUCUAUAGCAGAGUCAGCUCCGAAGAUUGAAGAAAUCUCAAAUGUUGAAACUCCAAAGCUAAGUCAAUCUACUCCUACCGAUUUUAAGGCAAUUGCUGCUGAUGCUUCUGUUUUUAGUUUUGGGGAUGAAGACUUUGAAAGUGAUUAAAACAGGAAGAAGUGGAAAAGCAGCAGUUGAUUCCCAAACUUUCACUGCUAAUGCUAUCACAUUUAGGAGUGUCGAAAACAGUCACCUGACAAAACCCCGUCAUUUUUCAAAGAAAUUAGUUGUAGUUACCCCAGUUGUGACUCAUUUUCUUAAGAUGAUCCCGAGUUUAACGGACGUUGUCAAAAUAUAGUGCCAAAGAUCUAAAAAUUUAGGGUCGUUAUGAAUUAUGAAUAUGUUGUUUUUAUGUACACUGAUAGGAGCAAAUUGCUUUAGCUCCUGCCUUGGUCAGACAACUAAAAGCUACACCAGGCACUCUGUAGAUUUUGCCCAUUAUACACUGAUAGGAGCAAAUUAGCUGUAACUAUUUUGUGAUAUUGAUAAGUUGAUCAACUGAACUAAUUUAACAGCUAAUUAUUUAAUUUUUGAUUGAAAACCAAAUUCUCUA
Messenger RNA from Amaranthus tricolor (Joseph's coat), 2476 nucleotides. RefSeq names its product phosphatidylinositol 3,4,5-trisphosphate 3-phosphatase and protein-tyrosine-phosphatase PTEN2A-like. The transcript has 13 exons. Lineage: Eukaryota; Viridiplantae; Streptophyta; Magnoliopsida; Caryophyllales; Amaranthaceae. Gene Ontology annotation, biological process: dephosphorylation. The record is from RefSeq and is a predicted model, not a curated record. Bases 265 to 2031 code for a protein of 588 amino acids. Gene Ontology annotation, cellular component: cytosol. Gene Ontology annotation, molecular function: protein tyrosine phosphatase activity; phosphatidylinositol-3,4,5-trisphosphate 3-phosphatase activity.